This is a messenger RNA of Glarea lozoyensis ATCC 20868, 648 nucleotides long. RefSeq lists its product as uncharacterized. The transcript has a single exon. The coding region runs from base 1 to 648 and encodes 215 amino acids. The record is from RefSeq and is a predicted model, not a curated record. NCBI's taxonomy places the organism in Eukaryota, Fungi, Ascomycota, Leotiomycetes, Helotiales, Helotiaceae.
AUGAAACCCAUAUACCUCCUCUCCCUCCUCCCCCUCGCCCUAGCAAAACAAAAAGACAACCCACCACCCACAACCCAACUCCACGACCCUCAUCUCCCAAUCUACCUAGGCGAAGUAUUCUGGCCUCCAGUAAUGACCUUCCUGGCCUUCCUCCCACCCCCCGCAACCUCCAAACACACAUCCGAAACCUACUGGUGCUGGUCCGCGCUCGACGUCACGAACCAGAUUCUCUUCAACCUCGGCGGCAUCAACAAUUUGCAAGUCGAGAAUUAUUUCGACGACCAAGCUUAUUUGACGCGGGAAGGCGAGAGGUGGGCAGAUUGUCAUGUCACGCCUGAGAGCCAUCGGAUGGGGACGUGUAAGGGCGUGGAGGAUUGGGAUUGUAUUGGUGGUCAGAGGUAUACCGGACCGGGGAUUAGAAAGUGGAGUUGCUGGCCGAAUGAUAUGGAGGCGGCUGUCAAGGAGUAUGAGGGAAGAUUGAUGAUAAUUGAGAGUAAGAGGAAUAAGAAUAGAACAGUUCCGGCGUUGGGUGAUGAUGGGUUGACGAGCACGAAGGAAGUUAAAGCCACGGAGACGAAAGUGGUUACUGGAGCGAUGGCUAGUAGUGAUAUCAUUGGUGGUUUUGAGCCAAAAGUCACCGGCAUUUAG